This is a messenger RNA of Phanerochaete carnosa HHB-10118-sp, 979 nucleotides long. RefSeq lists its product as uncharacterized. Gene Ontology annotation, biological process: DNA replication-dependent chromatin assembly; CENP-A containing chromatin assembly. Gene Ontology annotation, molecular function: histone binding. The transcript has 4 exons. Gene Ontology annotation, cellular component: nucleoplasm. The record is from RefSeq and is a predicted model, not a curated record. The annotation marks the transcript as partial. NCBI's taxonomy places the organism in Eukaryota, Fungi, Basidiomycota, Agaricomycetes, Polyporales, Phanerochaetaceae.
GCGAACAACCUGGGCCCAAGCUUGCAUCCACGAAAGCCACAGAACAAGCCGCGACAAUAACAGCUACGCCAAGCAUCGACGAGCAACUUGAGCUGGCUAAACGCGCCUUCGCCCUCAGAAAGUACGAGCAGUCUGUGGACCAUUACGCUACGGUUCUCGAACAGAUGACCGCGCAACACGGCGACAACGCCCCCGAAAUCGCAGAUGUGUACUUUGCAUACGGAAAGGCCUUAUUGGAGAAUGCUAUCUCACAAAGCUCUGUACUGGGCAAGGAACAGGCCGAGGAUGCCUCGGGAGCAGAGAACGAGAGUGGCGGGAAUGCUGCGUUCCUGUCGUUUUCUGGUGAUGCGGAGGAGGACGAACCGGUCGAUCUCUUCGGCCAGGCGGCCAAGGUCGAAGACAAUGAGGAUGAGGAAGACGGGGAAGAGGCUGACGGAGGCGAGCCCGAAGACGACUUUAAUGCCGCCUGGGAAGUCCUCGAUCUAGCCCGGGCGUUGUUCGAGAAGCGGCAAGACGAGUCUGACGAGAUUAAGCACAAGCUGGCGGAGGUAUACAUCUGCCUUGGUGACGUCUCGCUAGAAACGGAAAAAUUUGACCAGGCGAUUACCGAUUAUGAGACAGGACUGGAACUCAAACUCGAACUGCUCCCCCAGUCGUCUCGGCAGAUCGCUGAGGCGCACUACAAGCUCAGCAUCGUGCUCGACAUGAGCUCAGGUCGCCUGUCAGAUGCCAUUGACCACGCUGAGAAGGCCCUUGCCAGCGUCGAGGCGCGACUGGCAGAGUUGCGAAAUGCGACCAGCGGCCAAAUGAAAGUGGAGACACUGCAGCAGGCCGAUCCAAAGGGCAAAGGCAAGGGACCUGCGAAGGGCCCGCGCAUGCUGGGUAAUGACUCUAUUCAGAACAUGACCCAGACGCAGAUGGCCUCUGAAAUCAAGGAGCUCGAGGGUCUGAAAGAGGACCUCGCACUCAAGGUGAGCAC